Dinoponera quadriceps is the source of this 5223-nucleotide messenger RNA. Its product is annotated as neuroglobin-like. Bases 233 to 817 code for a protein of 194 amino acids. The transcript is spliced from 3 exons. The record is from RefSeq and is a predicted model, not a curated record. Lineage: Eukaryota; Metazoa; Arthropoda; Insecta; Hymenoptera; Formicidae. Gene Ontology annotation, molecular function: heme binding; oxygen binding.
CAUCGUUCUCGUGGAGUGUGCAGAGAGUGCGAUUCCGUUUCUCGCCGAUGCGCCCCGUGAAUUUCGAGAGGAAGCGGCAGGAACCGGAAGCGACACCGGAAUUGUACCGCCGCCGCGCGAUCUUCGGGUUUCGAGGCGCGAGCUGGUGAUUCCGUUUCGUCCUCGUGGCUCGCCUCCGGUAGUGUCUUCCGCGACGCAGGGAGUCUCGCGGCCGCGGGUCUCUCGCCGCAACAUGGGUUGCGAAUUGAGUAAACUGGCCACUUCGAAAUCGCGCAAUCAAGCCGGAAACGAUGGCUCGUCGCCACCGCCGCCGCCGGCCGCCACGGAUCCUCGACUUCCGCUCACAGCCCGGCAAAAAUUUACGGUUAUCGCCAGCUGGAAAGCGGUCGCCAGGGCGUUGGAGCCUACGGGCAUAUACAUGUUCAUAAGGUUGUUUGAGGACAACGCGGAAUUGUUAAACAUGUUCACAAAGUUUCGGGAUAUGAAGACGAAGGAACAACAGUCGUCGAGCAUGGAAUUGGCUGAGCACGCGAAGACGGUCAUGUCCACUCUUGACGAAGGGAUUAAGAGCCUGGAUGACAUGGACACGUUUCUGGCGUAUCUCCAUGAGGUCGGGGCUUCCCACACGAAGAUCCCCGGUUUCAAUCGGCAAUAUUUUUGGAAAAUCGAGAAACCGUUUCUGGAUGCGGUGGAACGUACGCUGGACGACCGAUACUCGGAGAACGUGGAGAACAUUUACAAGUUGACUAUCAAGUUCAUCAUCGAGACGCUGAUUGACGGCUUCGAUAAGGCACAGAGCGACAAAGCCAAGUCCUAGUCGUCCUAGUCCCGAGGAUCCGGCACGCACGCGAUCGCCCUCGAUCCUGCGAGACGUUGACCGCUCUCCCCGGCUUCGCUCGGCCCCCCGAUGCCUGGAAAAAGAAAGGAAAGAAGAAAGGACGAGAAACGGGAAAAAGCCAGCCGCCGAUUCGCGAAGACGACGAAGGGAUAAUCGUCGUCCUCGAUCCCGUGGAUCCUCGAGAAGCGCGCGAACACGCACGCGAGCGUGCGCGUCUCACAUGUGUCACCGUGUGUACGCGCGUCCGACGUUCGCUGGCCUGAGCUCUUCUUUCGCCCCCUCAAGAGGGGGUCACACCGUUUCAAACGACUCCGGAUAUUAAUAACGGCCCCGUCGAGUCGCAGUCCUCAAGGACUUCCUUACGAAAACGCGCCGAAACGCGAAACCAAACGAACCGUGUGCGCGACUCUCUCGUCGACGGUCGAAGGGUCCUCGACGAUCGCUGGAACUGAUGAUUCCUUUUCAGCCGAUUAAAUUUUUACGACACCACGUAUACGCAAAGCAUGAUUUCCAUCCGGACUAAGGCGGGAAAGUCUAAAGAGAGAUGUGUAAAGACGUCGACGGGAUAUUCAGGUACCGGGACGUCUUUUAGGCGUCCUCGCGACGUCGUUCUUAGCUAUAAGAUUUACGAGGUCCGUGUGCGUUUACCUAUAAUGAUGAAAAUGCAACGGGAUUGACGCGAGACAUACGCAGGUACGAAGCCCUUGAAAUUAUUACCUCGAUUUACGUCAAGAUUAUUGUCCCUGAGGAAAAAUGGAUCGAAUAAAAGUUUCGUGCUUUCAAAAUAUCUCGCAGUGCCCACUUUCUGAUGACUUCGCUUUAAUACUUUUAUACUUACGCAGGCUGACGAGGGAAUAUAUUUAUGUGAAAAGAGAAAGAUAUGUUUCCAUUAAAGAAAAGGAAGAAAAACAAAGUUCGCUCUUGAAUCUCUGAAACGCCUUCAUCUGAAAAAUUUCGUUCGAUCCAUCUUAUACCCUCUUUGAAACCGCGAAAUUUUUACUCAAUUCAUUUUUCUCCAGAGAUAAUAAUAUAUUGACGUAAAUCAAAGUAACAAUUUCAAGUGCCUGGGUGUGUUCAGCUUCUCACACUUAUAACAUCAGAAAUCGGACUUGACCGCCGGAUAAAGCGAUUUGAAUCCCUCUUUUUAUAUAAUUGAUUGACGAUCGUUUUCGUAAAUGUCGAUUAAUUCUGAUCGGAGUCCGACAGGUUCUUCGUAUCCUUCUGACGUUAGUUUCGGGAGGCAGCGAGAAGCGCGUUAAGCUGAGGUUAAAGUUUACCGGUGACGAUGAGAAGCGAUCCUUAAGCGCUGUAAUUUCAAGUUUAUCCGGAAUCUAGCGAGCGUAAUCGAUUGGGAUUUUACGGCGACGACGCCGAAGUACCCAUAGGGAAAGUUUACACGAGAGUAAUCGCAGUCGUACGCUUCAGGGCCUCGCUGUUUGGCGAUUUAUACGUUGUACUUUUUGUGAAAUAUUGCCCGUGAGUGGACAAACUAAAUACCGAUUCGUCGAGACAUCCGUCGAGUCGCAUGCUUCCGUGAGUUUAUUUGAUUUCCGCCGUGCGCCGUCGAGAAAAGAUACCUCAACUCGUUUCUUACUUACUUUUAUCGCUCUUUUGUUCCUUUGGCGAAAGUUCACGUUACAUCCCGCAUGGUUCCGCAAACAUACACGAUACAAUGGAAAUACGCCGGAGACUCGAGGUGGAAAAUGUUGUCAUUAAAAUUUAUUUCAUUCUCUUGGAAGAGAGAGAGAAACGUUUCUCCAAGGAUCUGAGUUUAAUAGAAACCUAUGAUUUUCUUCAUACCACGCGUAUCGUAGAAUCUUAUCGGAUAUCCACUGGUUUCCGGUUAAGAAGACAAUAUACUUAACGGAAAUAGAGCGAAAAGUGAUGCACGUCGUUAUUGAUCACGUAAGGCUAUAAGGGGUAAGAAAUUGAGAGAAAGUGAGGAAAGCCUCUCGUCUCCCCACGAGAGAUCGAUUUUUUAAAGAUCAUAUAGACGUAAUUUCAGUCAACGUUACGAUCGCCGUGAGGAGUCGGAUAAGCCGAGAGAUGAAGGUCCUUAUUACGAUACCGCCAUUACGAGCCGAGCGAGAAAUUCGCCCAACCCUCGAUGUUCGCCGUGGGGCCGGUUUUAAAGGCCUAUUAAAAGACGCAAGAACUCUAUCACAAGUCUUCACGGGUAUUAUAAAAUCCAGCUGAUGUGUACGGGUAACGAUGACUCCUCUCGACGCGUUCAUCGCGAGAGUAUCGCGCGAUUUCCGCCAUUUCGUUAAUUACAACUUUGACGAAGUUAAAACGCGAAAAAGGCGCUGUGUUCUCAGCCCUGCCGGUUUUUCCGCGUGUUUUUCACGUCAUAAGAGACUUUUACGGAUAACGAUUUUUCAUUUUGCUAAUUACAUUAAUUCGCUUUUACUCGCGUCGAGUGGUAAUUACUCCCACGCCCUUGCGAUGUUCUAUAAAUUAAUCGAGUAAAAAGUUCGCACUCUCGCGCGUACCGCGAACAGAUUCGCGCAUAAAUGGAAACUGAAACAUUUGUCCUCAUUUGUACAGAACGCGUGAAAUGUAUCAAUAAUUACUCAAUUAUAGGUUUAUAAUGGUGAAGGGGAGAACGAUAAAGGUAGAAGCGUUAUACUGGAGAAGUGAACGGAUGUAAAACGCAUCGAGCAAAAACAACGCGAGUAACCGUGAAUUAAUGACAGUGUAAAAAUUACUUCGAACUAUCCGAUUGUUUUUCGCGGACUGAAGUCUCUCGGAUCUGUUUUGAUAAUUGCAACUUGCAAUUUGUUUCAUAUGAGAUGCUCAUAUUCAAGUUUCGAAUUAGAUGUGAACUCUUCAAUUGAAUCACGAUCACAAAUAUAUCACGCACGUCAAACACAUACGAUUCAAUGGAAAAUCUUAGAUCUAACUCUAAAUUCCGAUUUGAGCAUCUCACGUAGAACACUUUUCGAAUAACAUUCAACCUUAUAUUUAAGAUCAGACUGUGGAUACCGUUCUCUUUCAUACUUUAUCAAAUGGGAGCCCGAUGCUCUGCCAUUAAGUAUAUGCAUGUAAUCAAUACAUCGUGCAAAUUGACAGUCGCCGUCGUAGAUGUCACGCACUCAACGCACGUUCGAUCCUCACCGAACGACGGGAGCGGAUAUCACAAAGUACCAAGUCCGUGUCAGUCGCGAUUUUAAUAAUAUUACCAAGAUUUCCAGAUAUCAUGUUCAUGCCGGUGGCGGUUUACAGACAUUGGCCAAUUUUAGAUCCGACGACUUUAGUGCCGAUUUUUCACGGCCGCGUGCUUUCUAUCUUUCAAAAUGCGCUCGAUAUAAUCGAUAGGAGAAAAAAAUUAAUAUGCGGCGGGCGGUCGAUCGAUCGGCGCCGUCUGGCGCCUUUGAUCGCCGGCACUUUUGGAUUACACAUAAGUCACGCAGGACGCGAGGCUGAAUGCGGCGGAAUGCAAAUGCGCGCAUUGUCGUGAAACGGGGUCGCGCGAGAUUUAAUCGCGAGAACAGCGUGGAUUUAAACGUGUACGAGAGGCGCGUCGCCUCGCCCUUCAUACGAGUUACCGCCUAGCUGUUUGGAACUAUGGCGGUUCUUACGCCCCAUAUAAAAAUUCCAAGAAAGAAAGAGAAAAUAGAAAGAGAUACUCGUUGUCCUCAUCGCGAUUCGGAAAAUUCGUUUUCGAAAAUUUCACACGAAAGCGUGAAUAUGUAGACACGCGUUUCGACUCGGAUUGACCACACGUACAGUACAGCGAUUGACAUUUUAAUCAAACGACCGUGGAGCUUGACGUUUCGUGUUAUUUUGUGUUGUUGCAACGCGUAAACUGCCGUGGUGGUUAUCAUUGGUCGCGGCGAUACGACACUAAAAUGUCCUGUUAAUUUACGUAAAAAAUAUAAUCGGAUAUGUUUGCAGAGUUACACGCACCGGCGAUGAAAAGUUGUUUAAACAAAAUGACAAAUGUAUAAUCGUCAAAAAUUAUAAUUGAGGCUGUUCUCUUGCUCUCGACGUGAUUUUUUUAUUUUGCAAGAAUGAUGUAAAUUUAAUUAACACAUUGAAAUGCCACGGUAAUCACCGGUGGCCAGCAUUAUGAUGCUACCGCGUCUCAUCAAGUUAUAUAUAAUUAAUUGUAUUUAAAAGUUUGCUCAUGUAUGAAGAACUGAUAAAACGCGAGUUAAAAGAUUUAUAAAUUUCGAAUUACGUUGAUUUAUCGUAUCUUGAUUAAUUUUAAUCAUCGGUUCCAGCUUUUGUACAAUCGACGGGUAUCGAUACAAAAUCAAAAUAUUAAAAUGAUAACAGAGAUGAUUUUUUGCAGAGAUUUACUGAUAAUGUGUGGCAAGUGGCGCGUAUUGUUUAUAGAAAUAUUCUUGAUCCGAAAUAUUUUUAAAGGAAAGAAAGAGAGA